Molecule: messenger RNA, 1874 nt
Organism: Paramecium sonneborni
Lineage: Eukaryota; Ciliophora; Oligohymenophorea; Peniculida; Parameciidae
Source: the annotation of a GenBank genome assembly
AUGUUAUUUUAGUUGCAUUUGAUGCUUUUAGUGAUGGUGAAAGUUAGUUAUCAAGCAUGCAGAAGUUAGGGUUGUUGGAAUUGUUCAAACUAAAGAGAUUGUUGUGGUGAUUGUAGAUGUUAGAAUUCAUAAAAAUUUUAAAUAACAAUUGAUACAUUUGGAUGUGAUAAAAAUAAAUGCAAAGAGUAUGAUGAUGAUGAAUGUGAGGAAUGCGUAGAUGGUUAUUAUUUAAAAGAUCAUAUCUGUUAUCUUUGUACUUACCCAUGCAUAGAAUGUUCGAGUUAGAAAUGUGAAAAAUGUGCUUAUGGUUAUAAAUUAAUCAAUCAUCAAUGUAUUUAGUGCUAAAAGCCACUUUGCAAAAGUUGUGAAAAUAAUAUAAAUCAAUGUUAAACAUGUGUAGAUAAUGCAUCUUUAGAUACUACUGAUUAUUCUUGCAAAUGCUGGAAUACUUACAUUUCAGAUGGGAAAUAGUGCAAAUAGUGUAAUUAAAGAUGUUAAGCAUGUUCUACUUCAUUUGAUAUCUGUAGUUCCUGUAAGAUUAUCGCACAUUUAUCAUUAAAUCCAAUUAAUGGAAAAUGUAAUUGUGAUGAUGGAUAUUAUUGGGAUUCAAAUUCUUGUUAAUUAUGUGCAAAUCCAUGUACUACAUGUGAAAAUUCAUCAACAUAUUGUACAUCUUGUAAUGAUUAAUUAUUAAUGGUAAAUAAUGAUAAUAUCUGUGCUUGUAAACCUGGUUAUUUAAGUUCACCAAGUAAUUCUUAUUUAUGUGAAUUAUGCUCGAAUGACUGUUUUACAUGUGCAGAAAUCAGUAAUAAAUGUACUUCAUGUUAUGAAAAUUAUUUAUUAAAUAAAGAUACAAAUACUUGUUAUUGUCCUGAAGGAUUUUAUGAAGUGAAUAAUACAUGUAAUGAAUGUAAUAAACUUUGUUCUAAAUGUUUAUCAUAAGCCAUUUGUAUAGAAUGUAUUGAAAAUACUUUAGUUUAAUAUUAAAAUCAGAUAUGCAAUUGUAUUGAUGGAUUUUAUUAUGAUAUUAUUGAAUUAAAAUGUUUAGAGUGUGAUUAGACAUGUAAAACAUGUUCAAAUAGAUAUACAUGUAUUACUUGUAAUUAGGAAAUGAAUAGAACUUUAAGUAAUGGUAAAUGUAUUUGUAAUAACAAUUAUUUUUUAAAUUAAAAUGAACUUUGCAUAUCUUGUUAAUCUAAGGAAGCUAUUCCUAUUGAAGUAUGUAAAUAUAAAGAUUGUAAUGAUGGUAUAUGGACUUAUGGAGAGUAAUGUGAUGAUGCUAAUUAUUCUUCUAGAGAUGGUUGUUUUAAUUGUAUCUUAGAACAUUAGUAUUACUGCAUCAAUGAAUUACUUAAACCAUCUAAGUGUUAAAAAUGUUAGGAAAAUUGUGAUAUUUGUGAAUAUGAUUAUAUAUACCAAAAACCUAUAUGUAAAAAAGCAAUUGAUGAAUACUAUAUAGAAAAUUUUACUCGAAUUAAUAAAUGCUAAGAUAAAUGCUUACAUUGCGAAUUUACUUCUAGUUAAUGUACUUAAUGCAGAUUUGUUAACAUUAACAAAUCUUAUAUGAAUUGUUAAUUAUGUGAAUACAAAUAAGGAUAUUAUUCAGAUUAUGAAAAUAAUUUAUGCUAUUCUAAAUGUGGUGAUGCAAUAAUGUCUGAUAUUGAAUAAUGUGAUGAUGGAAAUCUAAUAAAUGGAGAUGGUUGUAAUGAUCGUUGUUUGUUAGAAAAGAACUUUGAUUGUGUUAAUGGUAUUUGUAACAAAACAAAAAAUCCAAUUCCAUCUGCUUAAGAAAAUUUAAUAUAUGAUUUAUACACUCCAAAAAGAUAAGUAAUAAUACAUUACGAUCAAGAGUUAAGAUUAUCUUAAUAAUUUGA